AGUUUAAAAUUUCGUUUACGAUAAGAAUCCCACAUAUAUAGUAAAUUUUGUUUUUAAGGACGACAAAGUGUAGCAAAUUAUGCAGUUGCCCUUUCAUAAAGGGGUUUGAAGGAAUGAAUGAGAAUUACAGCAAAGAUUGUUUGGGGCUUUGUUUAAGGAUAUCCGCACUUCACCAAACGUGGAAGUGGUUGCAUCAAACUAUCGCGUUACAUGAAUAUUUAAUAUCUGUAACUGCAGCAAGCUCGGCAGGAAAUGACUAUAAAAAGAAUUUGAUGUAUUUCAAGAUCGCCAAAGAACAUAAGAAGAAUUAAAAUAAACAU
Molecule: messenger RNA, 320 nt
Organism: Bactrocera latifrons
Lineage: Eukaryota; Metazoa; Arthropoda; Insecta; Diptera; Tephritidae
Exons: 1
Coding region: 114-311 (65 amino acids)
Source: RefSeq, a predicted model, not a curated record